GGUGCCGCAGCGCUGGAACAGAGCGGAAAGGCUGCGGCCUCGAACAUUGGUGCAACGCGCGCUGCUGCAUUGUACGGCGUGGGGGCAGCCCCAAAUUUGGUGCAGUCCAACAUCAGGCCUAGCUUCGGCACAAGACGAUGAGGCCGCUCCUCGCGACCCUCCUCUUGGCCGCAACGGCUGACGAGCAGCACGCGAAGCAUGGAAUAGCACCAUUGAACGCGGGCGGCUGGAUUAACAAGGACGACGCCGAGACGCACACGGCGAUGCUGUACUUUCAUUCCUUCGUGCCGCCCUUUGUGAGUAUAGACGAGAACGCCACUUUAACGGUAAGCGACCAGUGGCGCGCCCACGGCGACACCGAAGUAAGGCAGAGCUUUGCGCGAUUGACACCUUUUCAGGAGAACUCGGCGGGCGCUUUAUGGUCGGCGUUUCCGUUUGGAGAUGCGGCGAAUUCCGAAAGAUUGAGUAUUGUGAUGACGUUUCGGCUGUCGGGGCGAGCCCAAGCGCUGGACGCGGGCGAAGGUUUGGCGUUGUGGUUAAGGGAAGGACCCUUUGUAAGUGGAAAGGCGUUUGGCGCGUCCGACAGAUUCGUUGGGGCUGCCGCUCUAUUUGAUACGCGCGUGAAUCAGGUGCGGCUGGUCGCCUCGGACUCGCUGCCGGACGAUCCCAGUGACCGAGAACCUAUAUUGGAAGCUGCAGCAUGUGAUGUAUCAUUGCGGAAGGACGCGUCUAGGGACGAUUAUAAUCAUAGAAACAAGUCGCGAGCACGACUCGUCGCGACGCCGAAUCGCCUGCGACUCUUAAUAGACGAGGCCAAUCAAAACGAGUGGCGCCUGUGCGCCGACGUCGAAGUGCCGAAGAGGGUAGCUGAAAGGGGUGCGGCCUGGCUCGGCGCCGCCCACCUAGGCGUGUCCGCGGCGACGGGGACGUCCAGAGACUCGCACGACGUCGUCGGCGUCGAAGCCUUUGCGGAUAGUAGAGCACACGACGCCCACCUACAAACGGGCUGGCGCAAGUUCCUACCAAGAGGCACGGAGGCGCCUUUGGACAAUGAGCGAUUGAAGGCCAUCGAAAAAAUGGUCGACUGGAUGAGUUUCAAGCUAGAUCAUCUGAGUCAUGUCUUCGAGCACUCCACAGCCGCGUUUAGCGCACAAGUGGACCGAGGCGAAGACGAGUUCGAGGCGAUUGUGGAUGAUGAGCACAACCGCCUCAUGCAGCUCGACGAUAGCAUCGAGGCGUCGCUGUCCGAGGAUCUCGAGCGGCGCGUCCUGGAGCUGCAACUCGCCUUCAAGUCGAAUUUUGAAGAUAAGGUCGCUGACCCCGAGAACGGCCUCGACGCGACGCUGUCCGAGAAGGUCGUGCCCGAGGUCUUGCAGCCCUUCGAGGACUCGUGGCGGCGGCCGUUCUUGGUGCUGGUCGGCGCGCACGUCGUCUUCGGCGUCGGGGUCGUGGUGCUCAUGCGGCGCGUGCGGAAGAUGGUUUAA
Molecule: messenger RNA, 1484 nt
Organism: Pelagomonas calceolata
Lineage: Eukaryota; Pelagophyceae; Pelagomonadales; Pelagomonadaceae
Source: the annotation of a GenBank genome assembly